Gekko japonicus is the source of this 672-nucleotide messenger RNA. RefSeq names its product germinal-center associated nuclear protein-like. The transcript is spliced from 5 exons. The annotation marks the transcript as partial. The record is from RefSeq and is a predicted model, not a curated record. NCBI's taxonomy places the organism in Eukaryota, Metazoa, Chordata, Lepidosauria, Squamata, Gekkonidae.
AUCCGCAAAGAUGCUCUGAAGUCUCUCAAUAUCGCAUACACUGUGAAUGCUCAAAGGUCAACCAUCUUUCCCCUGGAAAAUGUGGUUCGCAUGUUGCUGUUCAGGGACUCUGAAAGCGCAAGUGAUUUCAUCAGUUACUAUGGCUUGAGUGUGUCUGAUGGUUUUGUGGAGCUGAAUCGUUCAGCCUUUUUGGAACCAGAAAGCUUACCCAAGCCAAAGAAGUCGCCGUUUGUUAGCCAGAAGCUAACUGGGCUGGUUGGGGAAAUUGUCUGUGGGGGACCUUUGCCAGCUCUGACUUGCCACGUACCUGUGUGCAGCUUCAACGAGCAAAACAAAUACACUGGGGAGAGCGCGGCGGUGGAUUUGGCCAGCGGUAGUCAGAAAGCCAGUGCCGAUGUCUCAGAAGCAAGAGCAGGAGGAGACGAAAUGGACUUAGAGCCGCGUCAGGUUCACCCUCCACUGUUGGCUUUACCGCUCCAGCCGGCCCCCCUGCCUCCGGUUGCCGUCUCCGCCUUUCAGCCUCUUCCGCAGCCGCCGGCACCUCCUCCUCCAAAGCCUCAGCCUGCUUAUUGUGACGCGGGACAACCGAAGCAGGCCUUCAAAGAUGGUCAGAGUGAUGGGUUGGUUCAUAGGGGAGAAGGCCGUUCUUCAGGACAUCGCCGAAGUAGUUGA